Messenger RNA from Callorhinus ursinus (northern fur seal), 1539 nucleotides. It is a transcript of the gene CRYZL1, whose product is annotated as crystallin zeta like 1. The record is from RefSeq and is a predicted model, not a curated record. Gene Ontology annotation, molecular function: oxidoreductase activity. NCBI's taxonomy places the organism in Eukaryota, Metazoa, Chordata, Mammalia, Carnivora, Otariidae.
CCAAGGUGGCGGUGGGGAAGACGCAGGCCGUUGGGGCGGCUCGGAGGCAGAUAUGGAAUCUAAGGUCUAGAAGGUUAAAAUUUAGAAGCCUAAAGCCAUACAGCCAGGAAGUAGGAGAAUCAGGAUUCAAACUCAGGUGACUAUGAAAGGCUUAUAUUUUCAAAAGAGUUCUACAGAUGAAGAAAUAACAUUUAUAUUUCAAGAAAGGGAAAAUCUUCCUGUUAUAGAGGAUAACUAUGUGAAAGUUCAAGUUAAAGCUUGUGCUCUGAGCCAGAUAAAUACAAAGCUUUUGGCAGAAAUGAAGAUGGAGAAGGAUUUCUUUCCUGUUGGGAGAGAAAUUGCUGGAAUUGUGUUAGAUGUUGGAAGCAAGGUAUCAUUCUUUCAACCAGAUGAUGAAGUCGUCGGAAUUCUGCCCCUGGAUUCUGAAGACCCUGGACUUUGUGAAGUUGUUAGAGUGCAUGAGCAUUACUUGGUUCACAAACCAGAAAAAGUUACAUGGACCGAAGCCGCUGGAACCAUUCGGGAUGGAGUACGAGCCUAUACAGCUCUGCAUUAUCUUUCUCAUCUCUCUCCUGGAAAAUCAGUCCUGAUCAUGGAUGGAGCAAGUGCACUUGGUAUGAUAGCUAUUCAGUUAGCACACCACAGAGGAGCCAAAGUGAUUUCAACAGCAGGCAGCCUUGAAGACAAGCAAUGCCUCGAAAGACUUAGGCCUUCUAUAGCCCGAGUCAUCGAUGUAUCUAAUGGGAAAGCCCAUGUUGCUGAAAGCUGUUUAGAAGAAACAGGAGGCCUGGGAGUAGAUAUUGUCCUAGAUGCUGGAGUGAGAUUAUAUAGUAAAGAUGACGAACCAGCUGUAAAAUUACAACUACUACCACAUAAACAUGACAUCAUCACACUUCUUGGUGUUGGAGGCCAUUGGGUAACAACAGAAGAAAACCUGCAGUUGGAUCCUCCAGAUAGCCAUUGCCUUUUCCUCAAGGGAGCAACGGUGGCUUUCCUUAAUGACGAAGUUUGGAAUUUGUCAAAUGUGCAACAGGGAAAAUAUCUUUGUAUCUUAAAAGAUGUGAUGGAGAAGUUAUCAAGUGGAGUCUUUAGGCCUCAGUUGGAUGAACCCAUUCCACUGUAUGAGGCGAAAGUUUCCAUGGAAGUUGUUCAGAAAAAUCAAGGAAGAAAAAAGCAAGUUGUUCAAUUUUAAUUUUGUUCUUUCUCAGACCUCAGUUGAAUAAACCCCUUCCAGUACUUGAAGCCAGAGUUUCCUUGGGAAUUGUUCAGAAAAGUCAAGGAAGAUAAAAGCAAAUUGUUCAGUUUUCCUGCUAUGAGUCAAGACGCUCAAAGUUAUUUAAAGUUUUUGAAAAGUAUUUGAGAAAUUGUACAAAUGGUCAAGAAAAUUCCAUAAUUAACAUCUAAAGGGAAUAUUCUGGAAUUCUUUUUGGCUUGUUUCUAUACAUUUGCCUCUGUUAGAAAAUUCUUUCCAUGAAGAAAAUUGCUUUCAGGAAAAGCCACGCUACUCUAUUGAUAAAGUUUAGUCUUUUGGUAUGUCAA